Messenger RNA from Aspergillus heteromorphus CBS 117.55, 2325 nucleotides. RefSeq names its product fungal specific transcription factor domain-containing protein. The transcript is spliced from 5 exons. Bases 115 to 1956 code for a protein of 613 amino acids. Lineage: Eukaryota; Fungi; Ascomycota; Eurotiomycetes; Eurotiales; Aspergillaceae. Gene Ontology annotation, biological process: DNA-templated transcription; regulation of transcription by RNA polymerase II. The record is from RefSeq and is a predicted model, not a curated record. Gene Ontology annotation, molecular function: zinc ion binding; RNA polymerase II cis-regulatory region sequence-specific DNA binding; DNA-binding transcription activator activity, RNA polymerase II-specific. Gene Ontology annotation, cellular component: nucleus.
CGCGAAAAGCCGUGUCAGAACUGUACUGCGCGCAACGAACAGGACGCUUGCAAGUUCCGGGGUCCCAACAAUGCAUCAACCCCCUUUGCCAAUCGUGAGGGGAAUGCAGAUGCCAUGCGGCAGAGAAUCGAUCACCUGGAGAGCCUUGUAACAAGAAUGAUCACAGAGCGCCAGCAGGGACCUCCGAGUCCCCAUAAGGAGGUGUUGACGCCAGAAAGCCCAAGCUCCAGGGGCGACGCGACAGGGUCGCUCCCCACCGGAACGUCGGAUCUCCCCGACGGGGCCGGGACUACGGUCAUCGACGGUGUCCAUUCGGUGUAUAGGGCAGGAGAGGAUUGGUACGACGUGCUACAAGAGAUCAACGAGCUUAAGAAGGCAUGGAACGACACACAGGAAGACGAGGCUGAUUACAGUGCACGUCCCACUAUGUCACACACCGUUGAUGGGUCGAGUCUGCUGUUCGGACACGUUAAACCGAUCGAACGGAUCGAAAUAUUGGCCACCCUGCCACCGAAGGCCAAGGUGGAUAGCCUGAUCCGCCAUUUCUUUGAUCGUAGUAACUUUCCUAUAUCAGUACCGCCCAUUUUACACGAACCCACUUUCAUGCGAGAGUAUAAUGAUCAUUGGAAAGAUCCUUCCCGUAGCAGUCCUAUCUGGCUGGGGCUUCUGUUCUCUAUCCUAGGUAUAACCAUGCUCGCGUAUCACCAACAUGGAGAACCACCUGAGUACGAUGGAAUUUCGGAAUCGCUCUUCCAGCUCUACCGCAUCCGCACAGCACAAUGCCUGCUCAGUGGCGAUAUCGCGAAGUGCUUACCGUACACGGUUGAAACAUUGCGCUUCAACGCGACGGCCGAACUCAAUCGAAGAGAUGACAACCGUCGUGGUCUGUGGAUCAUGACUGGGGUGGUCGUCCGGGCCGCAAUCAACAUGGGCUAUCACCGGGAUCCCGCCCACUCACCCUCCAUCUCGCCUUUGCAAGCAGAAUGUCGACGUCGUAUCUGGAGCUCUGUGGUAAGCAUGGACGACAUGACCUCUUUUCUUGGAGGGUUCCCUCGUAUGUCAUCCGCAAUAUUCUCGGACGCGCGAGAACCCCGCAAUCUGCAUGACUGGGAGUUGUCGGAAGAUACCGCCGUUCUGCCUCCGUCCAGACCCCUGAUGGAACACACCCAGACCACCUAUCUGAUCGUGAAGGGGCGCCUCUUUCGUGCCCUCGGUCGCGUCGCAGAUCUUAACAGCAACCCGACCCCUGCCUCCUACGAAACAAUCCUGGAGAUCGACCGUACCUUAUAUGAUGCCUAUCAAAACUUUCCGCCGCACAUGAAGGUGGAUAACGUCGAUGAGCAUACCGAUCUACCCAACGGUCUAUCCUUCUGUACCAUUCUCACCCUUGCAGCAAUGUACCACAGGGGAAUGUGCACCCUCCACCGAAAGUUCCUCGCGAAGGGACGACUCCACGGACAAUACAAUUUCUCUCAAGAGCGGUGCACCGCAUCCGCUCUCGCAAUCCUCGAUCAACAGCGCAUGUUGGACCUAGCAUGGUACAAAUCAGCACAGAUCCGACAGAUGUUGACUCUUGCCGCAAUGAUAUUGUUUCUUGAGCUCGAACUCCGACAACGAAUCCCGGACUCGGAUGUAUCUCCUGACAGCGGAACUAUCUUGGUGGCGUUGGAGAAAGCAUGCGCUCUCUGGGAGAAUGCCAGGGAGUCUUGCGAUGAGGCCGAGAGAGUUCAUCAAACCCUUUCUGGGAUGCUUUCCGGUCUUCGCACUGCUUCUGGAGCCGGCUCCUCGCAGACAAUAACGCCGGAGUCACUUGAACUGCCGGGAUUCACCCCGCAAAUCCAACCCUUUGAGGGAGAUCUUUCCUUUGAGGAUAAUUUAGCUAAUAUGGACAUUGACUGGGCUACCUGGGACGCAUUCAUCGACGACAGUAAUUUUGAACAGGGACCCCUGUAUUGAUCGGCACAAUACCCACGAGCGCUAGUUACGAAGGAUAAUUCACUUCGCGAAUCUAAGUCGAAGCUUUGAUUACAAUUCUUUUCAUGUCAGGCUACGUACCUUUUACGACACUUACAGAGACUUGACCUUUUGCCAAAUUUCACCCGACGACUGUAUAAUUGCCCAUAAUUUUGGAUCAAUGUGCCGGGACCUUUGAUCUGUGUGAUUGUGAUACUACCACGGUAGGAUGUCGGGUUGGGAUUGAUUUUUGGCCCGAUUGACGGACAUGGUGACUCGAUUCAUCCUCCCGCUCAGAGAUGUGGUGGAUAUUAUUACUACAGCCUGCAAGCAACAUGACAAUAUUUCUGGGUCGUUUGUCCAAAAGAAAAU